Molecule: messenger RNA, 1794 nt
Organism: Zonotrichia leucophrys gambelii
Lineage: Eukaryota; Metazoa; Chordata; Aves; Passeriformes; Passerellidae
Product: lipase member M-like
Exons: 10
Coding region: 93-1310 (405 amino acids)
Molecular function (GO): hydrolase activity, acting on ester bonds
Source: RefSeq, a predicted model, not a curated record
UGCAUGACCAUCCUUUCACUGCCAGCACCACUUCCAAACAGGCAGGAAUUGAGUUUUCAUUCUUCUGCAGCCGCAGCUGCUCAGCCAAACACAUGACUUUGGGCACAAGGGAGAAGAUAUGGCUGUUUGUUGCUGUGACAUAUUUGUUUCAGGGAGUUGCUUAUUCAGAAGAACUGAGAAGAAUGAAGAGAGUUGUGGAACCUGAAGCCUUUAUGAGUAUUAACGAGCUCAUUACUUACAAAGGGUACCCCAGUGAGGAGUAUGAAGUGGUGACAGAAGAUGGUUAUACCAUUACCAUUAACAGAAUCCCUUAUGGUACUCAGAAUCAAGGAAGCCCAGCUUCAAGGCCUGUUGUGUUUCUCCAGCAUGGGUUAUUGGGAGAUGCUCGUAACUGGGUCACAAACUUGCCCAACAACAGCUUGGGCUUCCUGCUAGCUGAUGCUGGAUUUGAUGUUUGGAUGGGAAAUAGCAGAGGGAAUCGCUGGUCAAGAAAACAUGAGAAGUAUUCCAUUGAUCAAGAUGAAUUCUGGGCUUUCAGUUUUGAUGAGAUGGCAAAGUUUGAUCUUCCAGCAGCAAUAAAUUUCAUUUUGGAGAAAACGGGACAGGAAAAGUUGUACUAUAUUGGCUAUUCUCAAGGUACUACCAUUGCUUUCAUUGCAUUUUCAACAAUGCCAGAGCUGGCUCAAAAAAUCAAACUCUUCUUUGCAUUGGCACCUGUCACUGCUAUUAAGUACGCUAAAGGCCCAGCAACAAAACUCCUCUACCUUCCUGAGAAAAUGCUCAGGGGUAUGCUGGGCAACAGAGAAUUCCUUCCCCAGACUGAGUGUCUAACAAAGAUAAUAGCCCCUGUCUGCAGCUACCAAGCUUUUGCCAGGCUUUGUAGAAGUGUCUUCUUCAAUCUGGGUGGCUGUAACCUGAAAAACAUUGAUGUGAACCGAAUCAACGUGUAUAUUGCCCAAACCACUGCUGGAACUUCUGUGCAGAACAUAAUCCACUGGAGUCAGGAGGCCCGCUCAGGGAAGUUCCAAGCUUAUGACUGGGGCAGUUCAAAGAAGAACAUGGAAAAAUACCAACAGACUAUUCCUCCUCUCUACAACAUAGAAGAGAUGACUGUACCAACUGCGGUAUGGACUGGGGGACGAGACCUGCUGGCAGAUCCCAAGGAUGCAGCCAUUUUACUGUCCAAAAUCAAGAAGCUUAGCUAUCACAAGAAGAUUCCUGAAUGGGCACACCUGGAUUUCAUCUGGGGACUGGAUGCACCUUUACAUGUGUACAAUGAAAUUAUUGACCUGAUGCAGAAGUAUCCUUAACCCACAGCCAGGAGCCUUACCUGACUUGUUCAACAGCACUUAGAUUCACUAGGUACAGAAACCUCCUUCUGUUGCAUCUGGAGUCAGGGAAAGGGUUCCUCCUGCACACUGCAUGUCACUCCAAUGCCUUUUGCAUCCUGAUAGUGCACUUAAUUUCAUGUUUUCUUGCAACCUUAUGGAUCUGUAAUAUUUUUCAAUUGAUACAUCUUCAAUUCUGCAAUAACUAUAAUAACAGAAGACAGGGUUUGCUUCCAGCCUAGUCUCUUCUCUAGAUUGUAACAGUGAUGAAAGCACUUCCUUUCUCUGGAUACAUUCUGUGAUUUCUAGAUGUUUUCCAUUCUUCAGAUUAUUGCUCAGUUUAUUGGGCUGGCCGUUGUUUAAAGGCAUAGUGUAAUCAAAAUCUUAUUCUAACAGUGAUAUUGUAUAAUUUUAUUAUUAAACAAAAAAGUGAGUUGAUAAAAAAAAAAUCACCUCACUCCUGAAA